Scleropages formosus (Asian bonytongue) is the source of this 3141-nucleotide messenger RNA. RefSeq names its product beta-1,4-galactosyltransferase 1-like. The coding region runs from base 766 to 1896 and encodes 376 amino acids. Gene Ontology annotation, cellular component: Golgi apparatus. Gene Ontology annotation, molecular function: cytoskeletal protein binding; beta-N-acetylglucosaminylglycopeptide beta-1,4-galactosyltransferase activity. The transcript is spliced from 6 exons. Gene Ontology annotation, biological process: protein N-linked glycosylation; carbohydrate metabolic process. Lineage: Eukaryota; Metazoa; Chordata; Actinopteri; Osteoglossiformes; Osteoglossidae. The record is from RefSeq and is a predicted model, not a curated record.
GGGGGGGGGCUAAAAUUCAUGAGCUAAUUCCAGAUUUACAUCUUAUGUGUCGUCAUAUAUGUAGCUAACGCGCCGAAGACAAACACGAGAGGCGCUUUAAAGCUUCAGCUGUCACGCCGUGUCGCGUCAAACUGCAGCAGCGUAAGAACUUUUUAGGGGCUAGAAGAAGUGGCACUGGAGUUCCGCAAACGCGCCUCCCCCCCUCCCAGCCCAACGGUACUGUGCCGUGGCUGCGAGCAGUCAGCUGCGGCCGGAAGACGCGCUCUCACCCAGCCAGCUUUCAGCGACAAAGGAAGCGUCGCUCGGACCCCCGCGUCUUUAGCAUCAGGUUACGAAGAGCGCUUCCGGGAUGAGUACCGUUAAUUUUAAUACAACUCCUCGGAUAUACAGCUAUAGUCCCGAGUAAGAGUCUGAGUCUGAGUCUGACCUCAAGGCACGCGGUUGACCCGUUCGUGGAAGUUCUCCCGAGUAUAACGGAGCCAUGUGGUGUAGGAAGAGAGGUGUGGACCGAGGGAGGAGAAGGGUGCGAUCGGCUGCUGCCUGUACCGAGGUGUAAAAAAGACGCACCUUGGAGGAUAUGGACGUUGGGGUUACCGCGGCGGAAGUUACACUCGCGUCUGUCUUCUAGUCCGCGACAAACUCUCUCCACCGUCCCUGUGCGCGCCCGCGCGUGUGGGCAGCAGCAGCACUGCCUUUCGCAGAACUUCCACGAAGUUUGGAAUCAACUUUUUUUUUCUUCUUUCUUUUUUUGGUCCAGUGUGAAACAUGGGGGAGUCAACUUUAAAUUUCGGCUGCCUGCACAGAGUGUGCACACUGGUCGUGUGUCUCUGCUUGCUUCACAUUUCCUUUAUUUUUAUUUAUUACCUGAGGAAUCUAGAUAUAAGCGCUUCGUUUCUGCAGUUCCAGCAAGAGCAGCCGUCCGUCCCCGACCAAACGGAGCGGACUUCCAGCAGCAGCAGCAGAGGAGCUGCAGCAGCAGAGCUCGGAACCCCGGACCCCUCCGUCACGGUCACGCCGGCGCCAGUAGAAAAGCUCUCCGCUCUUAACAAAAGCGCUCCGCCGACUGACGCCAAACUGGACAGGUGUCCGGACCCGUCGCCCCUCCUGGUGGGCCCUCUGAGGAUUGAAUUUUCACAUCCAGUCAGCAUGGAUACCAUCAGAGCAGAGAACCCCAACUUGCGGGAAGGGGGCCGCUACAAGCCCAAAGACUGCAUUGCCCUGCAGAAGGUGGCCAUCAUCAUCCCCUUCCGUAAUCGCGAUGAGCACCUCAAGUUCUGGCUUUACUACCUCCACCCCAUCCUGCAACGCCAGCAGCUGGACUACGGCGUGUACGUCAUCAACCAGGACGAAGAGGAAACGUUCAACCGGGCCAAACUCCUGAACAUCGGCUACAUGGAAGCGUUGAAAGAAUACGACUACGAAUGCUUUGUCUUCAGCGAUGUGGACCUCAUUCCUAUGGAUGAUCGCAACACCUACAAGUGCUACAGCCAGCCGCGGCACCUCGCCGUGUCCAUGGACAAGUUUGGCUUCAAACUGCCCUACGUCCAGUACUUUGGAGGAGUCUCGGCUCUCAGCAAGGAGCAGUACCUGAAAAUUAAUGGCUUCCCCAACAACUACUGGGGCUGGGGAGGUGAGGAUGAUGACAUCUACAACAGGGUAGCUUCAAGGGGAAUGUCGAUCUCCCGGCCAGACAGUGAAGUGGGAAAAUGCCGAAUGAUCCGCCAUCAAAGGGAUGAGAAGAACGAAGCCAAUCCUCAGAGGUUUGACCGACUUGCCCACACCAGAGAAACGAUGAACACGGAUGGCAUCAACAGCUUGGUGUACAAAGUCAUCCGAAUUGAGAAGGACAAGCUAUAUACAAAAAUUACUGUGGAUGUGGGCAAGCCUUCUAGGUAACUUUGACUUGAUCAGGGGGAUUUUGUUUGUUUUAUGCAGUAGCCAAAAUGUGCCUUGAUAUGGUGUGAAUGUGUGUUGGACUUUUUCAUAAUCCUGAAAUGAAAGAGUUGAGGACAGAUCUGUAAACCUCAGAGAUCUCAUUGUGAGAUGUUUGCACUUCCGACUGUGAAUUGUAUGUCGUUUUUGAUCUUGUUUUGUUUAGGGGUAUUUUGAGGAUAACUUUAGAAUUAUCUUGGAACCGUUUACAGCAGUACUGCAGUAAAUGCAAGGAUUAUCGAAAAAUACACGUUUAUAUAUUAUAUUUCUGGGAAAUUAAAUUCUGAGCCUUCCGUCAAAUUGGAAUUCUUUCACCAAUGCUUUGGUUUCAUUUGGUCAACUUCUCAUGUAUGACUUUUCCAUCAUAUUUUCUGUAUUACUCAGUGGUAUCACUGUAAGGUAUUUAUUUGUUGGCAUUGUAGUUUUGAUGUUCCAUUUCUUCAGAUGCAGGAAAACUAAGUGUUGUGAAAACUUGUCGUAUCUCACUGAUAAAGGUGAAGAUAAUGAUAACCCAAAAGAAUACAGCAGGACAGUUUUCAAGACAAAGGAAAUAAGCAGGACCUGAUUCUCAGUACUCCCACUGGUUUUAUAUUAAUUGAUGUAACUGCAGAGCCUAGUUGAGGCACAUGAGGAAACUGGUCUGCGUAGUGGUGUAUAAUUUGUGCUCCGAACAACUUAUGUUGAUGAGAGAUUGGUGGGUUAAAACAGACGCUCCAAAUUUCUCUGACAGCUGUAUCCGGCUUGCACAUUUUGUCAGACUUCCUGCAUAAUGACUUUCCUGCAAAAUAUUUUUACGACGAACUUCAGUACAGUUCAGGUUUUCGGAAGGUUUUUGGUCGAAGUUUUUGAGCUGCGGUCCACUUCCUGUAACCUAUAAUGAGGGACCUGUCCGCAUACCAACCAUGGUAAUUCCCCCACGGUGCGGUAAAUGAUGUUGAGCCAUUCAUUCAUUCACAGUGGAGCCAAAUAUUUGGUAUCGGUGCCUUUUGUUUCAUUGUUUUCUGCACCUGUAACGAAACUGCUUUGAUCUAUAUCACUGUUUAGUAACUGUAUUGUGUAAUUGUUACAAGGUGAUGGGGCAUUCAAGCAACUUUUUUUUGGGGGGGGGGUUAAGAAAGCAUACCAAAAUAUGAUUCAUGUGUAGAAAGUUGUUUUACAUUUUGUUUUAUGGAGGUCAUUACAUAUAUAGAAUACAUUUUUUAAACUGUA